CAUAAUAUAAAUAAAAUAGGAAAAAGGGGAAAUUGGAUGCAGCAUCACAGCCGUCUAUGCUUUCCUAGGCCCGGAGAGCGACGGCUGGAGAGGGGUGAGAUAAGCGGGGGCCUAACCUGCCUAGUAUCAGAAAGGCUGUUGGCUCCCGGCUAAGAAGAAGGGGAGGAAGGAGAUGGCGGCGCCGCCGCAGAAGCUCCGGUGGGGGGAGCUGGAGGAGGAGGAUGACGGGGGGGACUUGGAUUUUCUGCUUCCGCCGCCGGUAGUGUUGGGGCCGGACGAGAACGGGGUGAAGAAGACGAUCCAGUAUCGGUUCGACGAGGAGGGGAACAAGGUAAAGGUCACCACCACCACCCGCGUCCGCAAGCUCGCCCGCGCCCGCCUCAGCAAGCGUGCCCUCGAGCGCCGCUCUUGGGCCAAAUUCGGCGACGCCGUCCACGAGGACGUCGGCAGCCGCCUCACCAUGGUAUCCACCGAGGAGAUCGUGCUCGAAAGGCCCCGCGCCCCAGGUAGCAAAGCAGAAGAAACAAACAUAGCUGGGGACGUGCUGGCUGCAGCUGGAAAGGCAGGUGCUGUUCUCAUGGUAUGCAGGACUUGUGGUAAGAAGGGUGAUCACUGGACAUCAAAGUGCCCAUACAAGGAUCUUGCGCCCCAGACCGACGGCUUCAUUGACAAGUCCCUGGGGCCAGAGAAUGCUGCUUCAGCAUCUGGGACUAGCAAGGGGACAUAUGUGCCCCCUGGCAUGAGAGGUGGCGAUAGAAGUGGGGUGGAGAUGAAACGCCGUGAUGAGAACUCAGUCCGAGUUACCAACCUUUCAGAGGAUACCCGCGAACCUGACCUUCUGGAGCUCUUUCGUGCCUUCGGUCCAGUUAGUCGUGUAUAUGUUGCUGUUGAUCAGAAAACUGGAGUCAGUCGGGGCUUCGGUUUUGUCAAUUUCAUUCACAGGGAAGAUGCUGAAAGAGCUAUCAACAAACUCAAUGGAUAUGGUUAUGAUAAUCUUAUUCUCAGAGUCGAGUGGGCUACUCCAAGGCCGAAUUGAAGUUCCCUUCAGGGUUGAUGACAGUUCAUCCGAGGUUUCUAUUUCGCUAUGUGGAUGUUUAUGGCACAUAUCUGUGUGAUACCGCCUGUGUUUCCUAACUGUUAUUGAGCCCUGAUUUUGCUGCUGCUGGUUCAAUCCUUUUGCCUAUGCGUUGCUGAACCCACGUCAGCUUUUAUAUAGUUGAAAUGGCACUCGGAUCAGGUCUAUUUUGCUCCCCUGCCCUGUGCAAUCAGUCUUCCAAGCAACUCC
Elaeis guineensis (African oil palm) is the source of this 1285-nucleotide messenger RNA. RefSeq lists its product as uncharacterized. Lineage: Eukaryota; Viridiplantae; Streptophyta; Magnoliopsida; Arecales; Arecaceae. Gene Ontology annotation, cellular component: cytoplasm; eukaryotic translation initiation factor 3 complex. Gene Ontology annotation, molecular function: RNA binding; translation initiation factor activity. The record is from RefSeq and is a predicted model, not a curated record.